Nicotiana attenuata is the source of this 682-nucleotide messenger RNA. RefSeq lists its product as uncharacterized. The transcript has a single exon. The record is from RefSeq and is a predicted model, not a curated record. NCBI's taxonomy places the organism in Eukaryota, Viridiplantae, Streptophyta, Magnoliopsida, Solanales, Solanaceae. Bases 74 to 526 code for a protein of 150 amino acids.
ACCCCCUCGAUUAGUCUCUCUUACACUGUCACGCGCUAAGAAUUCAAUUCUCUUUCAUUUUUCUGUAGAAAACAUGGCGACUCAAGUUAUCGAAAACCAAAGGGAAAAUGCUGAAGUGUACACCGAUCCAGUGAUAUGCAAGCAGAAAUCGCUUGAACUUCUGAAGGAAAUCAACAUGCCUAAUGGUCUACUCCCUCUAGAUGACAUCUUAGAGGUUGGCCGCAACAAAGAAACCGGGUUCGUUUGGCUGAAACAGAAGAAGGCGAAAGAGCACAAGUUUAAGAAGAUUGGUAAGCUCGUCUGGUACGACACUGAGGUGACGGCGAUCGUUGAGGAUCGUCGGAUGAAGAAGCUCACUGGUGUUAAAAGCAAGGAGCUUCUCAUCUGGGUUACCCUUUCUGAUAUUUCAAUUCAAGACCCGGAGUCUAAGAAAAUUACCUUUGCUACCCCUGCUGGACUUUCUAGGGCUUAUCCCGUGUCUGCUUUCGAGGAGGAGGAGGUGGAGAAGGAGGAGGUGAAGAAUUGAAUUGGUGGAGAUUUCAGGGGUAUUCUGGGGAUUAAUAAAUUCGAAUAUGUGUUCCUUCUUUGUUGUUUUUAUUUAUUUAAAUUACUGUCUUAUGUAACCGUAAGUUAAAAUGUGAAAGUGGAACUAUAGUUAUAGCGGAUAAUUUUCUCCUUUUUA